AUGGCUGCUAUUCCUGGGCUAGGGUUGAUGGAGGAAGCGGCCCCGGCCGUUUCCUCUACGCGAGAGAUCGAGCUUCCGCCCUUUGGACAGUUCUGCUUCGAGGUUGGCUUUGGUAGCCCCGGUCUGACGGUGAAGCUCAUCUCGGGAACCGCCGAAAAGGACGGUACCGAGCUGAACCUGAACCAUCCGUACCACUUCUCCAGCAUCAAGACCAACAUCCUAACUCUCCAAGGAUGCAAGUUAGAAGUCGACGGAACCUGCGACAAGGAAUGGGUUAUCAAGGAUGUCCCGCCUGCCGAGAACGUUCCUAACAUGUACGUCAACAUACAUUUUGGGCUUCACCACGAGCGGCUCAAGGCUGCCGCAACAGGUCGCACCGGCCCUAGGGUCUUGAUCGCCGGCACACCGAAUUCAGGAAAAACCACCUGUGUGAAGACACUGGCUUCCUAUGCCACGAAGAGGGGAGAUCAACCGUUGGUGGUUAACUUAAACCCCGACGAAGGCAUGUUAACGCUGCCAGGGACCCUGAGCGCCGCCGUCUUUGCCUCGAUGAUGGAUAUCGAAUCGCGACAGGGCUGGGGUGCAGCCCCGGCUAGCGGACCCGGAUCUAUCCCACCAAAGUUACCGAUUGUCCACUUCUACGGACACCAGAAUAUCGAGGAUGAUGCUGGUCUUUAUAGGGAGAUAACGACGACAAUGGCCGAGUCGGUAUCGGCAAGGUUGUCUGAGGACCCGAACGUCAAGAGAUCUGGUUUGAUUAUCGAUACCGCAGGCAUUCAACCCGAUAGUAUGGAAGGCCUGGAUCUGUUGUCGCACAUCAUUUCCGAGUUCUCGGUGAACAUUGUAAUCACUAUUGACUCACAGGGCCUCGAGGAGCAGCUCAAGGAGAUGCUAAAGGACGAAAUGGCACAUUCUGAAGAGCAAAUACAUAUUGUAAACAUCUUCAAAUCUAAAUCGAUCCCCGAAAGGGAUGAGCUAUGGUUACUUCAAGAAAGAGAGGCGGAUAUCAAGGAAUACUUCUUUGGCGAUUCGAGAAUGGUGCUGAGUCCUUCAACACAGCUUGUUGACUUUGACAGCCUGACAAUAUUCAAGCUCCCUGAGAACGGCGAGUACACACCGGAUGCUAAAGCACUGGAAAGAGUCAAGCCUACGGCCGACAUGGUACACUGGACGCUAGCUAUCAUGCAGGCUUCGGUCAAGGAUACCGCGGAGACGAUCCGGACGUCUCUCGUUCUUGGAUUCGUGUACGUCGCGCAUGUCGAUGUUGACAAGUCCAAGAUAAAACUCUUAGCGCCGCUGCCCGGAAGGCUUGGAGAUCGACCGCUCAUCCUUGGGAAAUGGCCGGAGCCUCAUGUCAACCUCCUCGGCUGA
This is a messenger RNA of Scedosporium apiospermum, 1371 nucleotides long. Its product is annotated as mRNA cleavage and polyadenylation factor CLP1. Bases 1 to 1371 code for a protein of 456 amino acids. Gene Ontology annotation, cellular component: nucleus; mRNA cleavage factor complex. The record is from RefSeq and is a predicted model, not a curated record. NCBI's taxonomy places the organism in Eukaryota, Fungi, Ascomycota, Sordariomycetes, Microascales, Microascaceae. The transcript is spliced from 4 exons. Gene Ontology annotation, biological process: tRNA splicing, via endonucleolytic cleavage and ligation. Gene Ontology annotation, molecular function: polynucleotide 5'-hydroxyl-kinase activity.